GUGCAAAAUUCUAGAUCAAGUAAAUGUAGCUCGCAUAUUGAAACUGUUGAUUUAUUAACUGACUGAAUUAGGUUUUCAGUUUUCAAAAAUUUUCACAUCCUGUGUCAUAACAAAUGUAAUAGAUUUGUGCCAAUCUGAAAUGUUUAUCUUAAUAAUUAAUGUUUUUUAAUUGGAAGGAUAUUUAAACUUUUUAUGUUUUUGAUCUGUGUAUUCAUGUACAUAGGUCUUAGUAACAUAAAAAAUAACACUUGAAUUUGAUUGCAGAUGAUUGUAUGGAGAAGUGAAUACAACAUUUUUAGGAACAGCUUAGAAAGGAAAUUCUUGUAUAUCAACAGCAAGACAGAGGAAGAUUGUUAAGAGAGUCUGUUAUAUUACAUUGCUUCAAUUUAUGAUCAACCACAAUUACUUACUGAGAAAAGAUAUAAGAAAGAUCAUAUGCCUAUAUCCAUCUAUCUAUUUUUGUUAACUGUUUGUACAUUUUGUAUAGUUGCCAAGUCAUACCAACUUUACUUGGAAGACAAACCAUUUUCAGUGGAGCUGGCAAUAUAAAGCAUCUUUCUUUUCCAGCAAAUGCAAGUAGUAACAGAAUUAAAAACAGAGCAGGAUCCAAACUGUUUAGAAACAGAUGCAGGAGGAUUGAGUCCUUCCCCAGUUGAAUCUCAGACACCGAUGGAUGCAGACAAGCAAGCUAUUUACAGGCAUCCACUGUUUCCCUUAUUAGCACUGUUAUUUGAAAAAUGCGAACAAUCUACACAGGGUUCAGAAGGCACAACAUCUGCAAGUUUUGAUGUAGAUAUUGAAAACUUUGUUAGGAAACAGGAGAAGGAAGGAAAACCCUUUUUUUGUGAAGAUCCAGAAACAGAUAAUUUAAUGGUAAAAGCAAUUCAGGUUCUACGAAUUCAUCUGCUUGAGCUAGAAAAAGUUAAUGAGCUCUGUAAAGAUUUUUGUAGUCGCUAUAUUGCAUGUCUAAAGACUAAAAUGAACAGUGAAACUCUGCUAAGUGGGGAAUCUGGGAGUCCUUAUUCACCAGUACAACCCCAGUCCAGCAACUUUAAACAUGAUAAAGAUAGCUUGGAUUUGCUGGAGCAGCUGUCUUCAUGGAAAGAGUCACCAGAAAAUCCAAUUCAAAGUGCCAUCACAGGUACACUAAGUCCCCAGGGGAUUGUGGUACCUGCAUCAGCCCUACAGCAGGGAAAUGUAACUAUGGCAACGGUUGCAGGUGGCACAGUAUAUCAGCCAGUAACAGUGGUCACACCUCAAGGACAAGUAGUAACACAAGCACUGUCCCCUGGAACAAUCAGGAUCCAGAAUUCACAGCUCCAGUUACAAUUAAACCAAGAUUUAAGCAUCUUGCAUCAAGAUGAUGGAUCAUCAAAGAAUAAAAGGGGCGUUCUUCCAAAACAUGCUACAAACGUGAUGAGAUCUUGGCUUUUCCAGCAUAUAGGGCAUCCAUAUCCAACAGAAGAUGAGAAAAAACAGAUAGCAGCACAAACAAAUCUUACCUUACUCCAGGUUAACAACUGGUUUAUCAAUGCUAGAAGGAGAAUUCUCCAGCCAAUGUUGGAUUCCAGCUGUUCUGAAACACCAAAAACCAAGAAGAAAACAGCCCAAAACCGACCAGUUCAGAGGUUCUGGCCAGACUCCAUUGCAUCAGGAGUAGCUCAGCAUCAAUCAAAUGAACUUACUAUGUCAGAUGGGGCUGUUGUAACAAUUACAGCUCCCGUCAACAUGAAUGUAGACAGUCUCCAAUCGCUUUCAUCUGAUGGUACUACUUUGGCUGUUCAGCAAGUCAUGAUGGCAGGGCAAAGUGAGGAUGAAUCUGUAGACAGCACGGAAGAUGAUGGAACAGACCUCUCAACUACAAAUAUCAGUGGGCUGGCCUUGGAUAACAGUGAUUCUCUGCAAUAGGAAGCAAGAGGACCCGACCUAAAAUAUUAGGAAAGACAAUGGACUGACUGACUUUUUAUAGUUUGCACAGCAAACAUUUUACACAAGUUUUAUUUCUAAUAUGUUUUAUAUGUAGAUAUAGAAGAGUGCACUUUUUUGUAUUUCAUAGUAAGCUUAAAGAGUGUCUUUGCAGGUGCAGCAACUUCUUUCAAAUGUGUUGUUUUUUGGUUUUAAUUUUGAAAAUCUAGUAAGUUAAAAAAUUAUCAUCCCAUUUGUUUUCCUAAAGGUAUUAUUUCAUUCACACACAACAAAAGCUGAGUCAAGCUGAAAAAAAUGUGUAUAAUGGGGUUGCAGACAUGGGGUAAAAUGGUGGCUGCCUGGAAUGUGAGUUAGUUUUACAUUAGCAUGGAUUUAAACUUACCCAAACCAGACAAUUACUAUGUUACUCAGUUCCUUGCUGUUCUAUAAUAUCAUAAGAUCUGCAAUUUUCAAACAUACAACAUUGCACUGCUAUGGGAGAACUGAAAAUACUUUUUAUCUUGUUGAAAGUAACCAGUUUCAGUUCUGUCAUUUUAACAAAGGUGAUUAAUGUAAAUGUAAAGCAUGUCAAACUAAUGUAUGGGAUUUGUUUAUGAAGUUAGCCAUGUAGAUUUGAAAGAUGCUUCUGCACCUUAAAAAAGGAAAUUAACUGCCUGUCUAAAAUGGGCAACAUAAUACGGAAAAAAAGAAAGAAGUGAAAAUGUGUGAUUCCUAAAGAAUGCAUGGCAUUUACUAUAAACUUAAUUUCUUCAGGAGGAGUUAGGUGGACAACUCUAGAUCUCAUUGUACCUUUAAAAUUUCCUGUUCGUAUGGCUACCACAGCUUUUUUCUCAACAAAUUUUCUUCCUUUUUUAUUCAUUUGCCUAGUGGCUCCUUUUCUUUUCUUCUUUCCCCCUUUCCUUUCCUUUCCUUUUAUUCUCUUUUCUUCUUUUCUUUUCAGCAAAUAAGGUGAGGUUAGAAUGGCAAUAAAAGAAAUAACAGGAGCCAGAAGAAGCCAUGAUUGUAGCUCUCUUCUGGUUAUGCAUUCCAGUGUAGAAUUCACCAUGUAAGAAGCAGCAAACCACUCCUACCCUGUCUUAGUAGCAGUGGUGACAUCACUGAUCUCCACUAGUGUGACAUGAUUGUCUACAAUAUGGAGUUUGACAAUGCAUGUUUUUUUUUUAAAAAAAACCUUACAUGUAAAAGAAGGCUUCCAACUGUUAACAGCCAUGCCAUAUUCAAAAAUAACUGGCUGUUAAUGGAUAUUAGAACACAAUAUAAAGAGUGAAAAGAUUAU
Messenger RNA from Thamnophis sirtalis, 3202 nucleotides. Lineage: Eukaryota; Metazoa; Chordata; Lepidosauria; Squamata; Natricidae. The record is from RefSeq and is a predicted model, not a curated record.